GCAGUGUCACGCUGGCUUCCGUGGAGUGCACACGGCUGCCUCCGCAUCGUCUAUCCCUAUCCCUCCCAUCCUCCUCUACCGAAGUCUGUAUCACCGCUGUAUCAUUGCUGCGCAGCCCGAUCCUCACCUGCCUUGUGGUAUUUGUGUGUAUCACCCGGACCAGGCGCGGCCGUUGUAACAGGGGUGGCAGUGGGCGCCGUGAUGAGCCAGUCAUGAUUUGCCAAAAUUGAAAGAAUGAUACAGUUGGGCGGCCCGCAGAUAGUAAAGUGCUCUUAGUCCGGUGGAGACUGAGAUGCUCGCCGAUAAUCCAGCGAACGGCGGUGUUCUGGCUGCGAGUGCUCUUGUGCUAAGUUAAAAGUUAAGUUGAAAUACAGCGAGUGCGGAACGGCGAAGCGCGUGGUGGCGUGAAGAGCGAGAGUGGCCGGAUGUAGUGUGUCUCGCCAUUCAAGUGUGGUGGUGUGUGGUGACUUCGCUGGUGAUCAAGGGAAAAGUUGGCGCUGUGAUAGUAGUGGUGGUGCUGCCGAGUGGCGACUGGGUACGCCCCUCCCAACACGCCGUCUAGAGGGGAAACAAGCAGAGCAACUCGUUCUUUGUUUACCCCGGCCGAAUCCUGCUAAGCAACAGAUACCUAAGCUUCCCCGUGGCCUAAGGACGCCUGGCCAGACGUCCUCACACACAUCUCGUGGUUUAUUAACGAGACAUCAGUUGGUAGGACGUGAAUGGAACGCUGUGUGGUGCACACGAGGCCGGUGUGCGAGAGACAGAGAACAAGUGGAGUAUUGACUGGAGCUCCAGCUGACAGGAGCGCCGCGCCACAAGGACCAGAUACUGUGAUGGCUGUUGGUGGAUAGACUAGACCCGCCAGCAGGGCGACCUGCAAAACCCACGCCCACUUUGUGUACGCCCACCUUCCCUCCUGACGCCCCCAAUCUCCCUACCAAGUGUUGUGCUCAGAACCCAUGAUCCAAAGUUCCGUGUUCUCAAAGUGAAGCAGAAAAAUGAAUAGUGAUUUAUAGUGAAUUAUAUGUGUUUGGAACUGACGAAGCCCCGUGAGAAAGUGUCGCGUUGUGCCGGGCUCUCGAGGCCUUGUGUGAGUGACCGGUGGUUGUGAAUGUUGGUUGUGCACGGGCGCGCGACGAGCGAGGGGAGCACACGGGCGGGGCAGUGUUCUAGCCGCCCACGGGUGGAGUGCGAGGAGGCGUGCGUGACGGGUCGUGGGCGUGAGAGGUUGCUUUUCUCGAAGCCCUAGCUAUGCUCUCUGCGCCCGCCCCUUGAGCAGGCAUGGGUGGGUCACCAGCUGUGCUCCUGCUUACAUGAUGGGUAUAUUGGGCGUGUGAGAAAUUGGGCUGACGCGGGCGUGAGGGCCCCGUGGUGUGGGUGGGCAUGGCUCGGCGGGGCGGCGACGCGGCCAAGCAGGUGGUGGUGUCUGUGGUGGGCGUGUCGGGCGGCGAGAGGGAGAAGGGCGUGACGGGCCUGGGCAAGUCGUGCUUGUGCAAUCGCUUCACCAAGCACCAGGCCGACCAGUACUACGUGGACCACAUCUCCGUUCUCUCGCAGACGGACUUCAGUGGUCGUGUGGUGAACAAUGACCACUUCUUGUACUGGGGUGAAGUGACCCGCACGGCUGACGAUGGCAUCGAAUUCAGCUUCCAGGUCAUUGAACAAACAGAGUUCAUUGAUGAUGCGUCGUUCAUGCCUUUUAAAGCUGGGAAAAUGGACCCAUACAUCAAGAGAUGUUGUGCUACAAAGAUACAGUCAGCAGAGAAACUUAUGUACAUUUGCAAGAACCAGCUAGGCAUAGAGAAGGAAUAUGAACAGAGAGUUUUGCCUGAUGGCAAGCUCAAUGUAGAUGGGUUCCUUUGUGUGUUUGAUGUCUCCCAGGUUCCUAAUCGCUCUUUAGAGCGGCAAGUAGAGAUGACUGCAAGUAUUUUAAACAACUGUCUCAAGACUAAAAGACCAGUUGUUCUCGUUACCACAAAAAAUGACGAGGCUAAUGAGGUGUAUGUGAAAGAGGCAGAAAAGCUAGCAAGCAGGAAAGAAUUUAAGGGGAAUAUCCCUCUUGUAGAAACUUCAUCACAUGAAAAUGUCAAUGUAGACACUGCGUUUAUGACAUUAGCACAUUUGGUAGACAGAAAUCGAGGACGAAUUCGUAUUGUUCCCUUCUAUGAGGCAGCCAGACAUAGAAAGGAAAUUCUAGAUUUGGCGACAGAUGCCUUCCAAAGAUUAGUGCGCACUCAUGUUCUGGACUACCGGUCUGUAUGGGCCUCAACUAGUAAAAAACUUGCUCAAAGCCCUGAUUUUGUACACUAUGUGGACCUCUUUGGUAUGGACCAAGCGGCCAAACUGUUCCGUCGACACGUCAAGAAGCUCAAAGACGAAUACCUCCAGAGAAAAGUGGAGGCGUACAUGGACAUGCUGCCAUCCAUCCUGCGAGAAUUCUUCCCAGAUCUACAAAGUUUGGAGGACGGACUUUGCCAUGCUUUUUUCCACAGGGAUUGGUUAAGUAUACAGCAGAGGAUAAGUGAACACCCGGACUUUGACCGCUAUUUCCUCCGCUGCAACAAAGAUAUCCCUUGGUCGGAAAACACUGACCUUUUAGAUUCAGCUGACACGCGUAUUCCCUUCGAUGUUCUCGACUCCAAUGAAGCAGAGACGGUGUUCAAGAAUCAUGUCAAUGCACUACAAGCAGAGUUAGAGAUGAGAGAGAUGCGAGACAAAUUCAAGAUUCUUCUGAUGGAGACUGGAUAUGUUACGCCAGGCAAGAGGCUUGAUGAAGUGCGUGUCCUGUUUAUGGGUAGAGAAAGCUUUGACUCCCUAUCAGAACACGAUAGACAAUUUAUUUAUGAACAACACCAAAAGGACAUUACUGAAAAAGCAAGACAAAAUUUCCAUGAGUUGUUAUUAGAGCAGGCUGAACUUUUUUACCAUGUGAAAAGUCUUGCACCUACGGGCACUAUUACUCAAGAAGACAUUCGUGAAAUUACUCAAACAUUACAAGAAGACAGCAGAUACAAAGCUUUAGACAGGUUAGAGAGUGAGAGAACUUUACUGCUACUCCAACAUCUAGGUUUUGUCCAUUGUCCGAAAAAAGAACAUUGUCCAUCCUUCCCGAACUGUAUGGACUGCCUCAUUGAGAAGAUUAUUGCCAACAAAGCUGCCAGUAAUAGUCGUCCAGGUUCAGGUACAUGGAGUGGGAAGAAUCUGGAUUAUGGAGUACGGAUGGAUUCUCAAGUGAAUUUGGUUCUUCUUGGCAACCACGGCCUAGCAGAAGACCUUCAGAAUGUUAUUCGGUCUGUUUGUGAAGAUGAUGAAUUUGAACUCGACAAUCAGAUCUUCUCCUUAGACUACCGCAGCAUAGAUGGGGAUGUUUCACUGCCACAAAACUCCUUCAAGACCCCAGAAUUCUCUCCACAUGGUGUUGUAUGUGCAUACAGUAAUGAGGCAUCAUUGGAGUAUGUUAGAGAAUCAUUAGAAAAGUCACUCUUAACACAACUGGAAAGUGAGGAAUCCACUCCAACUCCUCCCAUCACCGUCCUAUUUGCUCCUGACCCGGACCUGGACCAUAAUGCAGCACAGCACCUGCAUGACGAGGGAGCAAAGUUGGCUGACAGUCCCCCUGGCAGCUUGCAAUGCACUUUCCUGGACGUUGGUCUGAGUGUUGGGGGUGGCGAAGGGCGGAGGUUCGACAGCAGUUUGGUCACGAAGGCGCUGCGCUCCUUAAUCACCAGUAUACAGCAUCGCAAUCACUCCCUCAAUAUCUUCAAUUCUGCAACAUUACCCAGAGAUUCACAACCAGAUAUCAGAAUCAUAAUGUGCAUGUUAUGUGGAGACCCUUACUCAGUGGAGAAUGUGUUGAGCCCACUGCUGAGUCACCAGUGGUGUAUUGUAACUGGCGAUCAAUCCAUCUCACUACAAACAUUCCUAGAUGACUGCAAGCGUCGUGUGGAGGUAAUAGUGUCGUCCUACCAUGGUGCCAAUGCUUUCCGCGAAGAGUUGGUUCAUGGUUUCAUCCUUGUGUACUCCACCAAGCGCAAGGCUUCACUAGCUACACUCAGGGCAUUUUCUGCAAACAUUCCCAAUCUUCCUAUCCAGAUUCUGGCAAUGACGGACACGAGCAGUGCUUCUGCAUUUUUUGGAUCUGAUAUUUCGCAACAACUGAUUACUGAGGGUAAUGCCAUAGCUGACAGACUACAGGCACAUUUUAUGACAUCUACUGCAACUUGUCAGCAAAAGACUGCUUUCUACACACCAUUCUUCAAGGAGGUGUGGGACAAGAAACCAGAAAUUGAGCAGGCCUUCAACAUGGAGGAUCCCUCUGGCCUUGAUGACUCUGGGGAAGGCACGCUGGAGCGCCCACCCCAUCACCACCACAGGAGCAUCACGCUGCCACCACCAAGACGAAGCCUCCCACCCAGAUCCCAGUCUGCGGAAGGGUGGGUCGAGAGCAGUUCAGAGAUCUACGAGACUGUGCCAACAGAUGUUUCUUUAGGGGACGACCUGGAUGAGCCUCUAUCACCAGUAUUCCCAGAUGACCAGCCUCUCACACCUUCGGAUGACUCGGAUAUCUAUUCCCACAUUGAUAAUGACGAAGAGGAACACCUCAUGAAACCCUCGCAACUCAAGAAGCAUCAGAGAUUUCAGCAAGAAUUAUUCCGUCAAUCAUAUCCGAGCACAGAAUCUCUGCCCACAACUGUGUCUUCCCGCUCCAAGGUUUCCACCCAACCCUCUGACCUGGAGCCCACGUACCCCCCCUUGCCACCAUACCCACCCCUACCUCCUUCGGCAUCUCCACCACCUUAUAGUUAUGUCACACGUGACCACUCCUUCGACGGUGGGAGUGGGGGACAGUACAACCAACGGGAUGGGGCUGCAUCCCCAUCCCAGCGUGACCGUCCCCCUCCCCCAUAUUCUUUUGCUCCACGCACCUUACCCCAUGACAUGAAUAAACCCCAGCCCGCCCCUAGACACCAGUUCUUUAAGGCAGAGAGUUUGACGCUAGACCAUGGGGCCUCUGACCGAGACUACCUCAUGAUACGAGAACGUGUGGACAGGGCGGACCUGAGUGGAUCGCGCGACUCCCUCACCACACGCGAUUCAGGCUGGGUGGAUGAAAGUGUAUGCUCCCGGCGGCAUGAGGACUUCUGGGGUGAAGGCUACGGACCCCAGUCCUUUACCACUGGCCGACGUGGCAAACUCCCCCCACCUCCAACCAAGCCACGACCCAAGGCCAGCCAGACCCUCAAAACGUUCCAGACGCUGAGUGAGGCAGUAUGUCAGGUCACGAACAAGCAACCUGGCAAACUAAACCUUAAGGCCUAUAGCAACGUGACUGACGCAAUUGGCAAAAUAAACCUCAAAGAUGCGGGCCUACACUCUAAACUAACCAAAGUGGGGUCAGUGCACGCGCCCCUUGCCACCCCUGAGAAUAUGGACCUAGGCCCUGAUUACGCCGCUCAGGUCAAGGAUGCUGUGCCAGGCCUGUACUACGAGGCGGGAGACUAUGGCUAUUCCCGAGUGCAAGAAAUACCACAGGCUGUCAGCACCAAAACUCGAAGACAGCGUAGGGAGAAGGGGCGGCAAGCGUACUCGGACUCAGACUCCGAAUGGAGUUCCCUUGAGCGGCGGCGUAGUACAGAUUCCUACAAAGUCAACCGCAAAGCCGUGCCCAAGAGGAUGAAAAAGAAGCGCCUCCCGAUACCCGUAGCUGCCCCCCGUGUGCCCCCCCUUCCCUCCUUCUAUGUUGCCGAGGGAGGACCAGGCACUCGCUAUUCGGAUGAGAGGCUAUUGCUCGACCCCUGUGAGAAAGGUAUCAGAGUGGUGAGUGGGUCAGCUUCGGAUGAUUCUGACGCCACAGACAGAGAGGACCCGGCUGCCGCGCGCUCCAAAUAUAAACCUCAGAAACGCUCAUUUCAAUUUAAAAAGAAGACGGGAGGCAGGGAAGGCGUGGCAGUGCGCCCCCCAGUGGUUCCCCCACUGCCCCCCACACACCCACCGCCCCACCCUCCUACCUCCCACCCACGCAUGGGGCUGGCUGCCACCCCCCACCACAACCCCCUCUCGUACCCAAUGGCCGCCCAGCUUCCCCCAGACACCGACUUAUUCUCCCCCUCAUUUGCCCCAGGCAAGCUAGAGGGUGACCACAUGUACCGCGUAAUCCCUGAGGAUGACUCCAGCUUAGAGGUGUCUUCCCCAAGGGACCAACAAUCUCCGAUCCUCCCCCCUGGAGCACCCCAGCGCAAGGAGACGGACAAAACAGCGCGUCGGAAGCAAGAGAAGUUGCGUUCGCGUGAAGAAGCAAGGCAACGUGAAGAAGAGCGUAAACGUGCCAAGGACGAAGAGAAGUUGAAGAAAGCAGCGGAGAAAGAGAAGGAAAGAGAGAAGAAGAAAGCAGCAAAGGGGUCCUCCAAGAGUGCAGCCAAGGGACCUCCUCAGCCAACCCUGGAGGACUUUGUCCAGAAUGCAGAGCGACCGGUGCCACUCUUCCUUGAGAAGUGUGUGUCAUUUAUAGAAGUUGAGGGACUCGAUUCUGAGGGAAUUUAUCGUGUUCCUGGCAACAAGGUCCAUGUGGAGCAGCUCACCACAAAGUUCAAAGAAGACAGCAGCGUGAACUUUGCUGAGCUAGACAUUCCAGUAAAUGCUGCUGCUACAGCACUGAAAGACUACCUGAAACAGUUGCCACCAUUACUGCCACAGAACCAGCUCCUUGAGCUGACCACAAUUGCUAGUACAGGCAUUGGUGACCGCAGCCUAAGACUUUUGAGGCUGAAGGAGAUGCUAACAGGCCUCCCUUCAGUCAACUUCGAGGUUUUGAAGUUCAUUUUCCAGCACUUUGUCAGAGUUGCUGAAAACUGUAAAUUGAACUCCAUGGAUAGUAAAAACCUUGCCAUCUGCUGGUGGCCAACAUUGUUACACACACUGCAGUUUACAGACAUCAGUGAAUUUGAAUCUCAGCGUCCGCACAUCGAAGAUAUAAUUCAAACUAUGAUUGACCAAUUUCCUUUCCUAUUCCAAGGAAAAGAGGAUUAUGUCAUGGUCUGAUAUUAACCAGCGUUUUCCUGGUAAACAUAACUUCAUUUGUUUACAUUCAGCUGUGCUUUGGUCUGACAAAUCAAAGUGUGGCUCUUGAUAAACAAAAAAGGUUAUGUUUAGCAUGAAAACUUGACCCUAACUCCCCGCAGCCUCUGUUGCUGCAUGUCAUUUUCCCAUGAGCCAGGAGUGGUAGUGCCACAUUUGCCUCUGUGUGGCAUUUUCUGAUCACCAUGGCUCCUUCUGGUUGCUAACUUAGACGCUAACAGCCACAACUUGAUGGGGCAAUGCUUCAUGACAACAGAAACCUGGGUACUUAUCCCACAGUGGCAAGUGUAAUGAACUACAUGCCACUGUGGCAGUGUUAGGAGCAUGAAGUCAAUGUUGUGGCUCAGUGUUACUGUUGGCUGCCCUGAACUAUAUGCCAGUUCAGAAAGUGAUCAGUAUCCUAUUAUCUAAGACACACAAGUAGUGUGUGCUGUGUAUCAUAGAAAUGACAACCAAAGAAAAUUAUCUUCCAAUUUAGUGGAAUGAUAAAUAUGAUUGUGAUUAAAUCAAGCAAACUAGAUGAAUAUUAAAAAUAAAAAACAAAAAAAAAGUGUCAAAUUGUUGUAUCAGCAAUAUUGACUGUAGAUAUAAACUUGAGUCACCUUUCCAUUAAAAUAAGUCUCUUUUACUCUGCCAGAAGAAAACCACAGAAGUUCUGUAUGCAGAUGAAGGUUAUUAUGAUCAUAGUUUACCAAAUCUGACGAAUGAAUGUCUGUAGUGAGUGUUGUCAGGCCAGCAUUGAAACAGUAUUUUCCCUCUGGGAUUUUGAGAGAGAGAGAGAGAGAGAGAGAAAGAGAAAAAAAACAAAAAAACUUGUAGAACUAAAUGAUGAAAGGAAUAAAAUACAUUUUAUAGUAGAAAAACUAUUUCAGGAUUUUAGUGUUAUGAUAAACUAACAUUGGAUUGUUGACAAAUGUAAAUUAAUGCAGCUUACAGACUGUUAAAUGGUGAGUACUCUUCUCAUGAGCGUAGCAUACGAGUACUUAUGGAUAGCAUAAGAGGUAGCCUAAUGCCAGGCUGGAACUCAUGAGUUACAGCCAGAGCUUUUAGUCACAGAUUAAGCUCAUGUUCCAUGUUGUGUCUCCAGUACCAGACAAGAUGCCAGUACCUAUGUGGUAUCUGACAUUCCAGCCUGUCACACAGUUAUCGAGUGCCAUCAUGUAGAUUUGAUCAUUUUCAAAAGACUUGAUUAACAGUUUAAAAUAGAUUGUUUUUAUUGGGGUAAAGGUUAACCUGCAGCCUGGUGCUUUCUGAGCAGAGUCCAGCACAUACAAGGGAGUGAAAGUUCUUGCCCUGCCACAGUUGGUGCCACAGAGGAGGGGUUCCAUCAUGUCAGUACUUGGUAGAUGGAGCAGCAUCUUCUAAUGGCAGUGGCACGUGUUCCCUGGGAAGACAUUUCCCUCGCCGAAUUGUGUGUCGCUUCCCGGGAGGACUGUCACUCAGCACACAAUGUCUGGUGCCUCUCAGGGAGAAGUUUUGCCUCCCUGGUUAUAUCAGGUACCCCCAGCCCCUCCCAUCUACCCUUCCCCACUUCCCCUAGAGAAAGCUAGAAUUCCAACCCCAAUCCGCUGGAAUCAUUAAGGGUAACCCGUGGAGAGUUGCACUUGUCAGGCAGUGUCAGAUGAUCCCUAAGGGAGUUGCAGUGCAGUUCAGUUUAAGGAAAGAAUUAAUCUUGGUGGUGGUGUCUGGUGCUUUUAUUAUAUCCAGUCACCUGGCACUCUGGAGGUGCCCCCUUAGGAGCAUCAUCUCACCAAAUUACUGGCAUUGUCGUGUGAAGUGAUCCCUCCUGUGGAUUUUCCAGUCCUUCCUGGGUAAAGUCCCAGCUCCCUGGCAGUGUGCAUCACUCUCAGGACAGUGUGGGUGGAGUCCCAUAGUCACAUGUAUUUACCUGCUGUGACAGGAGCUCACAUAUCAAAUUGUUGAGUCUGGUGGCGUUAAGCAUUCCAGUGUACAGCAGUGCUGCUUCUCACUUGUGGAUCAUCAUUUAAACGUUCUCAUAACGUUAGCAUCCUGCCAAGUUAUAUCAGCAUUUGCGAGGGGAAUCACUUUGUAACCUCAUUUUCAUUGCACAAGCACAUCAUCGAGUUGUGUCUGUGUACCUCCAGUGUUGCUACUGUAAAAGAGAUUGAUAUUUUGAUUAUUGUCUAGUGAUCUGGCUGGUCGUUAUAAUACAUUUACUCUAUUCAAAUUUAGGAAAUCAAUUUUUUUAUAUAUAUAUAUAUUUCCUGUUCUGUCCUAGGUUUUAAGUCAUUCUUAAGCAUUAGCCAUAGGUUUGUUCACAUCAUAGUUUUUAUUUCUAUGAACUCUAUAUACAAAGAUGUGUUCUCAAAUUGACCAAAAAAUGCUUUGUUUAAAUAUGUACAAUAAGUGACUCAUUGUGUGGGGUCAGUAUGAACUGACAUUAUUACCUGUAUGAAUGAUAGUGCCAUAGUGUGCGGCAAGGACAGCAAACAGUGCCAACGCCAUUGUCGACGUUCUGUCUCAUUGUCUUGCUAGUUGCUCCCUGUUCUUUAUUUUGUUACUUUGCCUUGUUUAGUGUUAGCCACGUGGCUGCCAAGUGGUACUAUGUGUGAACUUAGCGCUAUUCUGUGUCAUGCAGCGUCGAGUGGUGGCAGGAGCAAGAACAAGAUGAGACAAGGGCAAUGAUCCCCCACAAAUAUCAGCACAAAUUACAAAGAGUUUCUCCAGGAAGUAAGCUUCCAAAUUAGCUGGUGCCAGCUUCCCAGCACCACAGUUGGGUGCCAGAUGUACAGCCUAUUGCAUAAUAUCUUCCUUGCCUUGUUUUUUUUUGUAGUCAAGCAGAUAUAAUGAUUUCAUGUUGAAAGAAAAUUAAUAUUUAUUGUACUGAUAUGACUAAGGAAAUUCAUUUUGAAUCAGUAAUAAGGAUUUUUCUUUUUGGCAGUUUUACUGCUGAUAAGUGAUUGCUAUGUAUAGAUGUGUAUGGACUCAAGUUGUCAUUUGGGCAGUUUUGUAAAUUACGAAUUUUCCAAGAAAGUUUUUAUUUGAGUUUCAUGCAGUUCAUAAGAUCAGUGAAGGUCACUUCAUGUGGUAUGGUUUAUUACUUUUCCUUGUUUUCUAUUGAUUUUAUUAUAGUUUUUAAAACCUAACUACCUGCAUAUAUAUUUUUUUUAACAUGAGUGUAGGGACUGGUUAUAUUAUGUAACUUAAACAGCAAAUGCUAGUCAACAUGCCCUGCCCACUCGACAGCAUCAUGUAAAUUUAUUAAUGUAUUGCACUACAUAUUCUUGAAUUCAUUGUAUAAAGUCUUACAGCUAUACAGACUUGUACAGCAUAUGUGACGAGUGAGAGAUUCCAUGUACAGUGGACAGUGAAAGGAGUUUUGAGGGUAGUAUACUCUAUAAUGCAUAUUUGGAUUAGUAUACUACUAACUAUGAAUAAAAGGCAUUUGCAUUUGA
This is a messenger RNA of Penaeus chinensis, 10490 nucleotides long. RefSeq names its product rho GTPase-activating protein 190-like (gene RhoGAPp190). Bases 1384 to 7038 code for a protein of 1884 amino acids. NCBI's taxonomy places the organism in Eukaryota, Metazoa, Arthropoda, Malacostraca, Decapoda, Penaeidae. Gene Ontology annotation, biological process: signal transduction. Gene Ontology annotation, molecular function: GTPase activity; GTP binding. The record is from RefSeq and is a predicted model, not a curated record. The transcript is spliced from 33 exons.